AUUUGAAUUGCUUAUACGGUCUGCAACUACUAUGGAUUUAGAGACAGAAUUAUUUAUCUCUUAUUCCUCUCCAGAAGUAUAUAAAGCAGACAUAGAUACCCUUCCAUUUGAAGAAGUUUUACAGACCUAUUGUGAAAUUCUUGAAGGUUCUUCAUUUUCUGAUGCUGAGUCAGUUCUAGUUUUUUAUGUCACAACUAUUGUUGAGCCAGUUGGUUGGAAAGCUGUAUGGAGGUCGACUAAAAAGUCAUCAAUAUUAGAUUCUGAAUAUGAUUUUGUUGUUGAGGUGGUUAAUGUAAGCUUAGAAAAAUUAGAAGCUGAUAUUUAUGUAAAGUCUAUCAUUAUUGGGAAUUCCACUGAAAUACCCGAUUUAAAAAAAGUGAAAUUCGAUCGUUUGCUUACAGUUCCAUUAGUAGAACUGUAUACUAUAAGUGAAGAUGAUGAGGAAGAAUUAUAUGCAAAAACUGCUGUUGCUAUUGAACGUGUAAGAUUUUUUUAUAACCAUUUAUCACGGCCUUGGGAUGGCGAAGAGGAUAUUAAAUAUAGUGAAGAAGUUCUUAAGCCCCGUUUGCAGCUCUACUUUGAUAUGAAGAAUAAUGUUUUACCGAAAGCUAUGACUGCUAAAAUAAAUUCAAUUCUCAAAGAAGGUUGGAGAAUCUUGGAUGACUUGAAGUCUCUCUAUACAGAUAUGAAUAUAAGUGAUUCAGAAGCCGAAAUCAACGAGGAAGACCUGUUGCAAUCUAUGUCUUUGAGAGCAAAACUUUCAGAAUUUCAACAAAAAAUGGAAAUAAUAGAAAAUCCCAUCUUAAGAUCUUUUGUGAUGAAAAAAUAUGUUCCCAGUAAAUCCAGACAACAGCCAAAAACACAACCUGUCGUCUUUGUUGUUGCCAAACAAUUUACUUAUGACAUGAUUAUGAAUUUGCCAGUUGGCCUUACAACUAUAUUAGAGUUUGAACACAGUCCUGAAGCUGCUUUCAAAUUAAGUUCUUCCGGUGAUAAGAUCCUAAUUUUCCCAGGAGUUUACCAGUGUGAUUCUUUGGGUUGGUUAGAAGGAAAUAUAUUAGUACAAGGUUUGGGGAACUGCAGUGAUAUUGUAGUUGAAGCAACUGGCAAUAGUGAAGUUUUUGUUAACUGUUGUGCACAGAAUUUGAAAAUUGAAAAUAUCUCAUUGAAAGCAAAGAAAGGACUCCUAAGUGUUCUUGUUGUACAUCAUGGUAGAUUAAAUUUAAAUAACUGCAUAGUAGACAGCAAUAAAGCUGAUAUUGGUCUGCUGCUGCUUGGAGGAGCAGAGGUUUUCCUGGAAGACUGUGUUGUCUGCAAUUCUUUAGAAGAUGGCAUACAAAUGAGAUCUUUAACCAGUUUUCAAAUGAAGACUUCAAAAAUCACCGAUUGUGAAAGGCAUGGCAUUCAAAUUGAUGCUGAAGAUUUAAAUUCUGCAGAUAGUUUUACAGAGCUGAGUAUAUUAUCAUCUCAGAUAACAGGUAAUGGUGGUCAUGGCAUAUUAUUAAAUAAUGUGCCAAUAAAUGAAAUUGCUCUACAAAGGCCUGAAGGUGAAUUUUCAGUUCUGAAAUUAUUUCCUUGGUUAAAAUACCAAAUAGAAGACACUGUAAUGGAAAAUAAUGAGGAAUCAGGCAUUGGAAUAUCUUCGUCAUACAACGAUAAUAAAACUGCAUCUGCUACAAAAGCUAUUCCAAGCUAUCCUGAAGAUGAAUUGAACUAUUCAAAUUUAAGUGAUCUUUUAAAUGAUAUAAAUUUAAGUUUAACAAAGGAAGAGGAGUCAGCUUUGUGAUAAUACACUGUAAUAAAUUUUUAUGUAAUAUUUGAAAAAUUUAUUAGUGGUAAUCUUUGCAUUUCAACAUUUUAUGCAUGUAUUAUUUCCAGUUUGCUUAUUUUUUAGCAGUCAUGUAGGUUUUAAUUUAUUUUGUACAAUCAAAUAUAUGUAUAGAAACACAAAAUAUAUUGAAAUUAUAAUUUUUUUUAAUUAAAUGUAGCAAAUUUUUGCAGCUUAUGUUUGCUGUGAUACAUAUUUUUGUGAGAAAUUGUAUAUGCAACAAUUUUACAUAAUAAAUUAUCUGUCGCAUAUCAUUUUCAGUGUUUGGGAAACCUAAAAUUGUUUUUAUAUAAAUAUUUUUACUGUUAAAAGAGUAUAUGAAAUGUAUAAUUUUAUUUUAAUGAAUAGCUUGACAGCUUAUGUAUUUAGAUCUGUAGUAUCGUAUGAUUGUGAAUUUUUUUUUAAAUGCGAAAUAUACGAUGUUUAUU
Messenger RNA from Stegodyphus dumicola, 2256 nucleotides. RefSeq names its product SHC binding and spindle associated nessun dorma (gene nesd). The record is from RefSeq and is a predicted model, not a curated record. Lineage: Eukaryota; Metazoa; Arthropoda; Arachnida; Araneae; Eresidae. Gene Ontology annotation, biological process: spermatogenesis; male meiosis cytokinesis.